This is a messenger RNA of Melanotaenia boesemani (Boeseman's rainbowfish), 633 nucleotides long. Its product is annotated as gamma-crystallin M2-like. Gene Ontology annotation, molecular function: structural constituent of eye lens. The record is from RefSeq and is a predicted model, not a curated record. The coding region runs from base 61 to 633 and encodes 190 amino acids. The transcript is spliced from 3 exons. Gene Ontology annotation, biological process: lens development in camera-type eye; visual perception. NCBI's taxonomy places the organism in Eukaryota, Metazoa, Chordata, Actinopteri, Atheriniformes, Melanotaeniidae.
UCUCAGGACCAUCACCACAGCAGCAGCAGCAGCAACCAGCUGAACAACCCAACAGGCAACAUGACUUCCAGCAACAUGAACAUGAUGGGCAGGAUCGUCUUCUACGAGGACAGAAACUUCAUGGGUCGUUCCUAUGAGUGCAGCAGCGACUGUGCCGACAUGUCCUCCUACCUGAGCAGGUGUCACUCCUGCAGGGUGGAGAGGGGCUGCUUCAUGGUCUACGACCGCACCAACUACAUGGGCAACCAGUACUUCAUGAGGAGGGGAGAGUAUGCUGACUACAUGAGCAUGUUCGGCAUGAGCGACUGCAUCAGGUCCUGCCGCAUGAUCCCCAUGUACCGUGGAUCUUACAGGAUGAGGAUCUAUGAGAGGGAUAACUUCGGUGGUAUGAUGCAUGAGAUGAUGGACGACUGCGACAACAUCAUGGACCGUUACCGCAUGUCCAACUGCAUGUCCUGUCACGUGAUGGACGGCCACUGGCUGAUGUACGAGCAGCCCCACUACAGAGGCAGGAUGAUGUACUUCAGGCCUGGAGAGUACAGGAACUUCAUGAACAUGGGCAUGGGCAUGGGCAUGGGCAUGAGCGGCAUGAGGUUCAUGAGCAUGAGGCGUAUCAUGGACUCCUACUACUAG